This is a messenger RNA of Durusdinium trenchii, 7764 nucleotides long. NCBI's taxonomy places the organism in Eukaryota, Dinophyceae, Suessiales, Symbiodiniaceae. The record is from the annotation of a GenBank genome assembly.
AUGCAGGGGGAUGUCUUUGCCACCACUGGAGCGCCAGAAUCCUUGGGAAAUCAAUAUACUCGGCCCGGUGGUGAGCCCAACUUAGCCGAGACCCUGGCACGAUUGUAUGGGCCUCGCUUCAAUCGUACCUUGGAUCCUUUGAAAGAGAUCGUCACCACCAUUGGUGCGCAGGAAGCCAUUUUCACCAGCCUCUUCUCGUGGACCGACCCAGGGGAUGAAGUGCUCCUCUUCACUCCUUGCUUCGACGCCGUGGUGCGAUCUGCGUCCACCUUGCAAGUGAAGUUGAUUGGUGUGAACCUGCGACCGCCAUGUGACGGCUCCACUGCCAGCUUGAAGGAUUGGUCGGUGAAUAUGGAGGAGCUGGAACGAAGCAUUACGCCCCAGACGCGGAUCUUGAUGUUCAACACCCCCUCGGCGCCCUUCGGAAAGGUCUUCCGGCAGGAAGAGCUCGAAGCCAUUGCGGAGGUGGUGAGGCGUCAUCCCAGAAUACUGGUCAUCUCUGAUGAGGUCUAUGAGAGAUGUGUUUACGACAACGUCUCACAUUUCCACUUUGCUUCCUUACCUGGGAUGUUCGAGCGCACCAUGACGCUCUUCAGUGUGGGGAAAACCUUUUCAUGCACCGGCUGGCGCGUGGGAUACAUUAUUGCACCUUCAUCUUUGGCGGCCCCGCUGCUGGCCAGCCACACUGCAGUGAACUUUUGUGCACCGACCCCUUUGCAAAAGGCGAGUGCUGCAGCCUUUGAUCAGGCAGAGAAAGAGGGCUAUUUCGAGUGGUUCCCCAAGAUGAUGCAGGAGAAGCGCGAUUUUUUGGUGAAGGUUUUGCAGGAGGUGGGCCUAAAACCCUUAGUACCUGAAGGCGGAUAUUUCAUCAUUUGCGAUGCUACCAUCUUCUUGGAGGCUGCCCACAUCGACGACGACCACGUGUCGGCGGAGACGCCCUUAGACGAGCGACCCGAUGUGAAGGUCUGUAAAUGGAUGACUGAGAAGGUGGGUGUGACGGCCAUUCCCGUCAGCCCCUUCUACUUGCCAGAGUCUCGUCAUUACGCGAACCGGCUGGUGCGCUUGGCCUUUUGCAAGGAUGAGGCCACCAUGUCCUUGGCGGCCGAACGACUCAAGCAGUGGCAUGUUCCACCCUACGGCUUCGCGCUGCUCUACUCGCGCUGGGAGGUCACUGGCGCGGCACGACGGAUACAGAACUGCACUCCCAGGUACGACUCGCAAAUGGGGCUCUUUUCCAUCCUGGUGAUCCACUACGUGGUCCGGGCCCUUCCUUGCGCACGACGCCUUCGCAGCGGCCUGUUUGCGGCGUACCGGGUACGUACUGAGGUCUCUGCCAUUGGGAUUGGCAUUGGGCUCUUCUAUCCCAUUUGGGAUUCCGAUGCCAUUUGGCCCUUGACCCGAGGACUGGUGCUCAUGGUGAAGUGCGUGCUGGCCUACUAUGGUGUGCCCAUCCUUUUGGCUGCACGCCUCAUCUCCAAAAUGUUGCGCUCCGUCAGCAAACUUCGCCUGAGCCGCGACCCCGUGCCGACCGACGUCCGGCACCGGCUCACCGGCUCGGCACGGCACCGGGCCGUUCGAGGUCAAUACUCCUCUUCCCAUGUCUUCGCUCAAGCCGUCGCCGGCUCAGAGAUGGUGAUUCCGUGUGCCGUUUUUGGGCUUUUGUUGAAUGUCCAUUUGGACAACAUGGCAUAUGGUGCGGCAUUUUUCCUCUUCUUCGCCGACACGCCACUGGGAUCAACAGCACGCGCGGAGUGGCUGGUCGCAGAGCUGCGCGGCAGAGCGGUGUGGAUGGUGUCCUUCUUGGCCCGAUCGCUGCGCGUGCGCCUGGUGAUGGUUUGCAAUGAUAGCAGCGACGAUGAUGUCGAGUCUAUUUGCAUGUCCAAGUCUACAGAACGCAAAGGAAGCAAAUACGAGGAGAUCAAGAGCCUUCCGCAAGCGCGCUUUGUCAAUGUCACAUCCCGCAAUGGCCACGCUCCUCAGCCCAGCCCCAUGGGCCAGGCGAUUGCCAAGAGCAUUUGGGAAUGGCGUAUUUGCUUGGCCAUCGGCUGGCCUUUGCUGGCUGUGCUCAUGGCACCCUUUGCAUACAUGAUGGUGAUCAACGCCCUACCGCUGCCCAAGAACCCGCCCCAUGGCACUCCCUCGGCCCUGGCGGAGGAACUCUUCGAGGCGAAAUUUCCCUACUUGGUGGGGAUGAAGAUGGAAAUGGUGCUCAUCAAGUGCCGGGCGCCCUGUGAGAGUGCCGUGUCCUCCGUGAGCAAGUCACACGUGGAGAUUCUGAAGGACAUGGUUUUGCGCUUUGGGCAUGAGUACCCAGGGACGAUUAUAGACAUUCGUUCCUACUACACGUUCGGGACGAAGAUCGAUGACAAUCCAAUGCUAUCCUUCGACAAGCAAAGCAUCCUCUUUGUUUGGAGUUGGCGUGUCAAUGGGACGAUGAAGCUAGAAGCGCAGGAUUUUGCACGUCAGAUAACGAGAAUGUGUGACUCCUUGAACGAGCAACUGGAUGAUGGGCCUCUCAGCUACCAGCUGGCUGCCACCGGUCCCACUUUUCUCAAUGUGGCCAUGAAGGAGACCGUCCUUCACGAGGUGCCGAUCCAUGAGAUAGAGACGCUCUGGCUGCCCUUCGGUAUUUUGGCAUAUCGUCUUCAAAGUGCGAGGCUCUUGCUCCUGGCACUGUGCUCCAUGCCCGUGUCCAUUCUCAUCUCUUUUGGCUUCAUGUACUUCGUUUCGACCCAGCUGCCGGUGAUCCUGUAUGCGCUCGUGAUGAUGCUGAUGCUUUGCACUGCUCUGUCUUUUGACUACUCGCUCUUUACCAUGACAAGAUACGGAGAAGAGCGAAGAAAGGGUACCAGCCUAGAAGAUGCCAUCGCCAUUGUGAUCACACAAAGUGGUCAUGUGGUGGUUGUGUCUGGCCUUGUGCUUACCAUUGCCUAUGGCUCCCUGCUAGUGCUUCCAGGUGCCUUCAAGAGCUUUUGCAUUGCUGCUUGCAGCAUGAUCCUGUGUUGCAUUGGUGUUCAGAUGACUUUUGUGCCGUGCCUCUUGGGGAUCUUCCCAUGGCUGGGCGCUGGCUUUGACGUGGUUUCUCCCGAGGAAGAAGCUGAUGAAGGGGAUGCUUCGUGGACCGAGGAGGAAGAGGAAGAUAUUGGCCAUGAGGAGCUGGAGGAAGACACCCCGGCCACGCGAAAUUCGUUGCGGCAUGUGCGUGUCUUUCGCAAGGGCAUCUACUACAGGGUCGGAGGGAAACUGACCCAGUGCCCGCUGAACAUUUUGGUACCCAUCGCCAUCUAUGCUGUGACAUCUCCAUUGACCUAUCGCGUUCUGAGGUAUCAAAUGGGCCACGCCUAUGAGCUUCAAAUCCCUCGUGGGAAGAAAGAGUGGGAAACCUCGCUGAGCAUCCAACAGGAUUUUCCCACCAGUGUGGGAUGUAUGAUGCCCACCUUGAUCAUUGCCACCAGCAAACUUCCAGAUGAAGAUCUCUUCACGACCACCUUGCCACCGCUCCCCGUUUUGCCCAGCGAAGGCCUUGUGGUGCACCCUGCGCCGGGGAGGACGCCUGCGCCGGGGACGACGACGCCCAGUGCACCGAGCACCCAAAUCCGGAGGCUCAACGAGACGGCCGCCGUGGUCACGGUGCCCACGCCGGCGCCGAAGGUCGCAGAGGCGCCGAAGGAGCCUUUGGAUGUGAGGGGUCAAGCGUUCUUCAACGAGAACUGCGACAUGGUGAACCGGCUCAUCCAGAUGUCUCGGAAUGAGACCUUCGCGCUGGCGUCGAAGGACUUUCAAAGCCCCACCUUCUAUGGCGAGCUGAAGAAUGGGGAUGUGAAAUGCCUGAACUACAAACUGACGCACUACUACCGUGAGAACUUCUUUGCAAAGAGGUUCAUGUCCACCUCCAGGCUGAUGCAAAAGUUGUGGGACCAGUUGGUGAAUGCCAAGCACGACUCCAUGCUCACGCUUCUCACGCCCAAAAUGGACCCCUUCAGUGAAGAGGCCUUUCGCAUGACUUCAGAGAUCCGCUCGACACUGCAUAAUGCCAGUGUUGAUUCCAGGGAGAGCGGCUUCGGCGCCAUCACGUACAUGAUGUUCUCACCCAGCGCGAUCAUGAUGGACAUGAUCAAAUUCACCCACGAUCGGCUCUUUGUCGCCUUUCUGGGUUGUGCCAUCGUUUGCUGCUGGGCAGACGAGAGGGAGGGCUUCGUGCUCAUCGCCGUGGCCUUUCAUGCUUGGCUCAUCCCCUUCAAGUUGCUUUUCACUGUGAUCUUGCCAAUCACCUGGACGUAUGGCGCUGCUUUGUAUGUCUACGAGGACGGCGCCCUGGAGUGGCUGGGCUUUCCGGGCUUGUCGCCCACGUACAUUACGAACAGUGGCCCUGCAGGUCUUGAUUGGACGGUUCCGAUGUUCACACUGACCAUCAUGCUGGGCCUGGCUUUAGAUUACGACGUCUUCCUCUUCGAGCGCGUCUGGGAAUUCCGAGAAGAGGGCUUCGGAGACAACGAGUCCGUGCAGUUGGCUCUGUCUGCCACGGGGCCCACGAUCACAGCUGCUGGUCUCAUCUUCGCCUUUACGUUUACCAGCAUGCUGCUUGGGAGCAUGGCCAUCACAAACCAGAUGGGCUUUAUUUUCAUCUUCAGCAUUGUGGUGGACACCUUUGUGGUACGAACCGUGCUCGUGCCUGCGAUGCUCUCACUGAACCCACGCUUAAACUAUUGGCCUUCCGACAUGCCGGAGGACAGCGUGUCAAAGAUUCAACAGCGCUUUCCCGCGAAGGCUGUCCUUCCCUACGCUCUUCAGGGGCCGGGUGGCCCCCCUUACGCCUUCUAUGGCACGGGGCCGAGUGUUUGGGACCGCAUCGUGGAGUUCCUGCGCUACGAGGGCAAGGCACCCGAUUGGUCAGAGACUGAGGACGGGACGAGAGGAGAGGCCGAAAACCUCUUGCGGAAGUACACGAGCCAAGGACAACAAGGCUGGCCCAACAACAGGGAGGCCAAGUGGCGCCUCCAGGCCCUUGCACGAGGGCUGGGCCUACCACUGCCUGUGCCAUAUCGAGUGCCGGGCCUCAGCGUUCUCAUCCCGCACUACGGUGAAUCCAUCUUGGCGCCCUGGGCAGAAAGCGUCGCGCAGGAACCUGUCUUGGGCAUCCUUCUUUGGCCCAUCUCCAGCAUCCACAUGUUCAGCUUCGCAGCCGAAGACAAAGAGGAUUCAGAGGUGGUCCUCGUGCACCGGAUGAGAAACUUUGGUGGAGUCUAUGACCCACUCACCACGGUCUUUACGAAGAAGAGCUGGUACCAAGACUAUGAUCCUUGCGGAAACUGUGAGACGAUCAUCUUGCAGGGCCCUCACGCAGCAGAAUUCAAGAACUUUGCAAGUGGAGGGUUGCAAGUGCUCAAGCAGCAGAAGCCGGCCCCAUAUUACACCUGUGAGACGAGCCGCCUGAUGGUGAACGAAGGCGGUUCAUACGGCCCUCACUGUGCCAGAGUGCAAUGGGCGCCCAACGCCGGGCCAGAGGACUUCACCUUGCACUUGAACCGGACGAUCGGACGUGUGAACGAGGACGGGAAGUUCUAUCCUUACCAGAACAGAAACCGCGACGCCGGCCUCACCAAGAAGCGCUGCAUGGGGGCCAACAGCUGGAUGUGCGAGGCGAUGUUCCGCGGCGACACGCGGCCGAUGUACAUGGCAGGGCACCAUGAGGAAGACUUUUCGUAUGCCAGUGGAGGCAGCGUGGCCAUGGCCUUGGAGGUGAUGGUGGGCGACUUCGCGAUUUGGAAGAAGUCCUUGGAAGGAAAAUUUGGUUACCCUUAUGCAGGACACUCCGGGGCAGCCUCUGCUGAAAUGAUGGUCUUGCCUUUCCCUCAAAUGAAGCCGUUGGAUCCUUCUCGGCCCGGGACGGCCAACGCAGCAGGCGAGUACGUUGGAAACGUCGUGGGAGCUGGUGUGUCUUUGAUCUUCAUGAUGAAUGUUUUGAAUCAUGUGUCUCGCUUGGUGACGGAGCGUGAGGAGAAACGCAAGGAGCCACGAAGGCUGGCGGAGCUGAGGAUCGAAAGAGGCUCCAAGGAGCCGCAGGACCUAGGUGUGUUGUUCCUCGACGGCUUUCCUGUGGUGUCCGCGAACGAGACCCUGGUCGCCAAUGGGUACCCUUUGGCCGUGGAGGAGGCCUUCGAGAAGGCCACAGGACUUCACUUGACCUUGAAAAGCCAGCUGUUGCCCUUUACCCCAUCUGAAGCCGCAUACUAUGCAGAAUGGAACGUGAUGACGCAAAGCUGGGCGUCGAUCUUGGUGGCUGUGCUCAGCAACUUUGCAUUCUGCUUUGUGCCGAUUGCAGCCUUGGGGUUCGUUUUGAUGGAAAAGACCAAGGAUGUCAAGCAUCAGCUGAUGAUCUCUGGCUGUUCAGCCAGGGCAUACUGGAUCUCGAUGCUGCUUUGGGAUUGCCUGUUCGGCGCGAUUCCAAUCUUAGCGCUCUACGUGCUUUUGAACAUCACAGGCUUUGAUGCUUUCAUCAACUAUGCCAAGACCAGCGUUGCGCUACUUCUGCUCUUCACCCCCGCGGCGAUCGGUCUGGCCUACGUGAUCUCCUACUUGACCGACAGUGUCCCUUUGGGCAAUGUUUUGCUGGUGGUUUGCAACGGCGUCCUUGCCAUGGUGCUUGUCUUCCUCUUCCUCUUUUUUGAUCUUUACCUCAAGUCCGCGGGUGUCAUGAUGGCGCUCGAGAGUAAUUCGAUGGCGGGAGCAAAGGAUCAAAUGCAAGCGCUGCAGGGGAAUUGCGAUGGCAUCAAGGAGAUCGCUGCGCAUAAUCUCUGUUCCAUGGUCCAGACCAGCCUCACGGUGAUUCCCCUCCUGGAGACCUUGGGCUUCUUUCUGCCGGGCUUCAGUCUGCUGGACGGCUUGGUGCGGAUCUCCUUCCGCAACGCCUUUGUCACGGUGCUGCUUCCCAUGAUGCUCGAGCAAGUCGCGAAAAUGACCGGAAGUAUGUUGAAGGAAUCGAGCAGGGGCAUUUUCGGAUCCAGCUGCGGGACCCUGCUGGACCUGAACCCGGACGUCCCACGUAGCGGGGCGAACGACUGCAGCUACUACGACCACUAUUAUUCCGGGCCAGCCACGAUCAAUCCAGGAUGCCCCUUGGCAGAGAUGAUCUAUUGGUUGGAUGACACUGCCAUGGGGAACAUGAUGGAUGCACUCAUGGGCCAGGAACUUGCAGCACAAGGGGCUACGCUACCUCCAGCGGUUCAGAAGGAGCUCGAAGCGAUAUCCAAGAACAUGCCCAAGCCCUCUGCCAUGGCCAUCAGCUCGGCAUUCAUGAUGAUGGUGGGAUUCUUGCCUAUGGAAGAGCAGAACGAGUGGAAACAUGCCAGGGAAUGCCUUAUGAAGCAAGAUCAGCGCUCGAGCUUCGAAGCGCAGCGGGAUACAGAGACGCAGCUGCUGGCAUCGCUAAUCACAGCCACUGGGGUCAGACUCGGGGGCAGGGUGGAAAGCCAGCUUCGAUCCUUUGCCACCUCUGAAGCCGUGCGGAAUAAUGCAGAUCAGUUCCUCCCCGACAUCAGUGGACUCGGUGAGUGCACCAUGGGCCCGGUGUUUGGGCCGAUUCGCCUCCAGGAUCUCGUGCCCUCACUGAACUCCAGUGGAACGAGUUCGAUCUCCGACAUCUCGAUCGGGCCGAUCUCUGUGAAGAUGCCAUGCCACCUUGGCCUUAAAGAGACAGGCGCCUUACUUGAGACCCUGGCGAGAGUGCCCACCAUGGGAGCCUCGCAACUGCGUUUGCUCGUCUUG